GAUCAAAAGCUCCGCCCUUCGAGGGUAUACCGCGGCUCUCUGUAAUGACGUUUGAUCAGAUGGGCGGGGCGCUAGGCAACCCGGGGAGGAGCGGCAAAGCCACUGACACGUACGAAUGUCUCAAUCAUUUAGAGGAUGGUGAUGGAAUGUUGCACAGGAAUACAUUCAUUCAACGCGUUUCCCGUUAGUAUUUGAACCGCUUUCUUAAUGUGCGGUACUCUGUUCAAAAGAUCGCGCUUAAAGGAGGUGUGUUACACACCAGUAGUCGGAGUACAAUGAGGUUUUCCAUGUUGAUCAGUCUGUUGAGGCCGAUCGGGCCGGUUGUUAUCGGGAUCUCUCUGGGAUUUACACUUAGUUUGUUGAGUGUGAGUUGGGUAGAGAAGAGUUGUGAUAUUAAAACCGUUGGAGAGGAUGAAGGGAUGAUUUCAUCCCAGGAUGGAAAUCUGAAAGGAGCCCGGAGACCAAACUCAAUUUACACUGGGAAUGAUGGCGAGGAGGAGGAUUUCCAACCGAAAAUUAUACCAUAUAAGCCAAUGAAACAGACUCAGCCCAAGAAACUUUUCAGGGCAAAAUACAUCAGCACAGAGCUAGGAAUCCGAGAUCGUCUUUUUGUGGGAAUACUCACCUCCAAAAACACUAUCAACACUCUGGGAGUGGCUGUUAACCGCACCAUCAGCCAUCAUCUGGACAAUGUCGUGUUCUUCACUGGUUCGCGGAGCCGCAAGGUACCCCAUGGCAUGUCUGUGGUAACACACAGUGACAAGCGCCUCAUCUGGAACAUGUUCCAGACCAUCAAGUACAUAUUAGAACACUACAUAACGGAGUACGACUGGUUCUACCUCACUCAAGAUGACACAUACACGCAGGCAGAUCGUAUCAAGGCUCUGGUGGAGCACUUGAGUAUGGACCGGGUGCUCUACAUGGGCAGCCCUGAAGAGUUUAUAGGAGGUGACAUGCAGGGGCGGUAUUGCUAUGGGGGUUUUGGAUAUCUGCUGUCUCGCAGUCUUUUAUUAAGGCUUCAGCCCUACCUGGAGAACUGCAGGAACGACAUCCUCAGCGCCAGACAUGACGAGUGGCUCGGGCGAUGCAUCAUUGACUAUGCUGAUGCCAACUGUGUGGAGGAAUUUGAGGGGCAGAAGUAUUAUUAUUAUGAAAUGGGAAAAAAUUCUGACCCCAGUAAAGAAGAUAACGUGCAGUUUGAGAAUGCACUGACCGUCCACCCAGUAUCUGAUCCUGAGCAGAUGUACAGGCUACACAAACACUUUACUGAGAUUGAACUGCAGAAGACAUACGAUGAGAUUGAAAAACUGCAGGCAGAGAUAAAAAAUGUGAGUGCGGUGGCUUUCGAAGGCAACCAUAGUGCCCUGUGGCCAGUUGGUAUCAAUCCACCAUUUGAGCCCAAAACACGUUUCGAGGUCCUACGGUGGGAUUACUUCACAGAGGAUCAUGUGUAUUCCUGCAUCGAUGGCUCACCGAAGUGCGAACUGCGUGGAAUUGAUAAGCUGGACGUAGCUGAUGUCAUUGAGACGGCUAUGAGCGAGCUGAACAAGAAGUAUAAGCCCGUUCUGCACCUGAAGAAGCAGCAGCUGAUUAAUGGGUACAGGCGCUUUGACCCCACGAGAGGGAUGGAGUACACCCUGGAUCUACAGCUGGAGGUGGUUAACCAGAAAGAACACAGUCACUCCAUCAUCAAGAGGGUCCAUCUGGUGAGGCCUCUCAGUCGCAUUGAGAUCAUCCCCAUGCCUUAUGUUACUGAGGCAACCAGAGUCCAAAUCAUCUUACCUGUUACUCUUCAAGACAAAGAGCAUGUUCGCCAAUUUUUGGAAGUGUACACCACGAAUGCGUUUGAGACCAGUGAGAAUGCCAUCUUGACGUUUCUCUUCAUCUACGAUCACAUUGAGGCCCAGCAAGUCAACCAGAAUGACAUCUUUGCCAGUGUUAAAGCACAAAUCAAUGCCUAUGAGCACAGGUACCCUAUGGUCAAAAUCCCUUGGAUCAGCGUUAAAAGCGAAAGUCCUUCUCAAAUAAAAUUUAUGGACAUCAUAUCCAAGAAGCACCCAGUUGACACGUUGUUCUUCAUCGCUACUGUGAAAACAAGCAUCAACUCGGAGUUCCUCAAUCGCUGUCGGAUGAACUCCAUAAACAACUGGCAGGUGUUUUUUCCCAUUCACUUCCAAUACUUCAAUCCUGACAUCGCUUAUCACAACCAGCCCCUUCCCAACACUGUCGAUAUGGUCAAAGAGGCUGGCCUCUUUGAUCGCAGUUCCUUUAACGAGGCAUGUUUUUACAACUCAGACUACAUGGAGGCACGGACGCACAUGUCCUCAGAUGUCCAGGAGAAUGAAGAGAUUCUGGAGAACCUGGACAUCUAUGAAAUGUUUGUGAAGUACUCUAGUCUUCAUGUUUUCCGAGCAGUGGAGCCGGCCUUGCAUCAGAAAUACAGCUACCAGCCUUGUAAUCCUCGCCUAAGUGAAGAUAUAUACCGGAGGUGUGUACAGAGCACCCUGGACAGCCUCGGAUCACGCUCUCAGCUCGCCAUGCUGCUGUUUGAACAAGAGCAGGGCAACAGUACUUAAAACCAAACCCGAAAGAUUGAGAAAUGACUGAGAGGUGAUAAAUCCUUCUCCCUCCAUUGGGCUGAUGUUUUACUAGUAUGUGUCUGUGAAAUCAAAAUGCUGAACAAUCAAAAAUGCUGUUGGUACCAAAAAUGUGACUGAAAACAUCACUUUUGAAUCUAUUUAUUAUUUUUCGUGGCAACAGGGGCUUUAUGAUUUUCCUUGGUGUUUUUUAUCUUUCUCUUAUGAGCAACUUGGUUUCUGUUGGCUUUUAGACCAAACAGCUGUCAGCUGUAAAAACUAUCACUACCGUAACAUAUCCAAAUGACCGUGCCUUCAAAACAAUGCAGCCCUUUCACAAUACUUUUGUGUAGUUCCUGUCAACAUAGAUGAUAAACUUUUGCUCGCGUCAAUUUAAGCAGUCUGUUUAUAAAACAUUCCUUUCCCUGCACAUUUAAUAUAGCCAUUUUUUUUAUAAGUCAGAAGGAGCUAUAGCCUGAUUCUGUGUUUUAGCAGUUUUUUUUUUUUUUGCCUUUACAAAUGCUGCAGUCAUAGGUCAUACACACAUUUCUAACACAAUAGAGCUGUUCAGGUUGUAGUCCAUAAACCCGGAAGAGAAUUCGCCAUGGGUUCCCUCGGUUUUUAUAAUGGGAGUUUUGGAUUUAUGAGUAAAAUAAGGUCUGUGGUAAACUACUUGACAAUACAUGGAUGUUUUGUUCUACAGCAUAUAUUACUCACUUUCAUAACUCAAACGUGAAUUUUGAAGCCGUACUGAAUUGCAUACUUUUAAAAAAAAAACAAAAAAAACAUGGCAGCUUCAAAAUUUAUGUUUGAGGUAUGAAAGUGUGUAAUAUAUGUUGUAGAACAAAAUGUCCACGUAUUGUGAAUUAAUGUUUACCACAGAUCUUAUUUUACUCAUAAGUUGAAAAACCCCAUAGGAAAAUCCAGAGGGAACCCUUGACGAGUUAGACUUCCGGGUUCGCCUACAAACUGACGUCAGGCUGAACAGCUCUACCCGGUGCAUAACUGUUAAAAAUACUCACAAAGUGAUUUUUAAGGUAAUUUUAAGACCAUUUUAAGGUACAAUCAUUGUCUUUGUGCCAAAGAACAAUUAUCAACACACAUUUCCAAAAGUUUCAAACACUAUUUUGUCCAAGACAUUUCAUCCAGGAUAGUCACAUAUGUAAUUAAUGUUUGUACACAAAAAUACUUUCAUGAAUGCCUGUGAAUGUAAAUAUGUGUACCCUGUGUGACUCAAAUGGCCUCAAAGAGAUUGCUCUGAUAAAACAAUAAAAAACUGGAGUCUUGCACUAAUAAUUUCAUUUGAAGCCUGCCUUGUACAUGAGUCGUACAAUAUUCGCAUCAAAGCAUUUCAUUGUUACUGUUCCAGUGGGCAAUUUUUACAUGACAAAAAAAAAAAUAAUCCCCCCUCUCAGAAAGAUUGUAGGUUGAGUUACUCUGUUCUAGUUUGUGCCGGUGCUGAUUAAUCAUCUUCCAGAGUGGGAUGCAAUACUAGUGCAAUACUUUUCGGAUUUAUUGUGUACUCCAUUGAGUCUGCUUAGAGCCUGCUGAGGAAAACACUCCAAAUGAGUUUAGCACAUUUAAAUUCUACACAAUUUAUUCAAAUAUUUUUUCAGGAAAUGUCCAGUUAUUCUUUAAGAUGCACUUAAGAGACCCUCUAUAUGUAUGAUUUAAACAUUUCAUGAAACACAACGUGUCUGCAUGGCAACACAUUGAGCUAUAAGAUUAUUAAGAGAUUUUAUGUUCAUUUGUUUUUCAAAGUGAGUGUACAAAGCAUGUAUGUAUUUUUGUGUGUUUCGUUUUUGUCCUUCUGAACUAUCUCUUGGUACCUGUGUUUUCUCAAUUCAUCUAGUGAUUUGUUAAGAAGAUUAUGUUUUUUUAUUAUUAUUAUUUUUAUUUAAUUCAGCCAAUAAAUUAAAAAAUUUAGUACACUGUCAAACAUUGUUCAAAAACUUGUGUAAUACAAUAUAAUGAUGCUGGGUAUCAAAACAUUUUUGCAUAUAAGAGCUGUGAAAAAGGUUUUUCAACUUGAUGUGUUGUAUCUUUUAUAAAUGACACAUGCACAGAAUGAGCUGAUUAAAGCCGCCACUGGCCUUUAGGGGUCAGCAGAGGAGCGUGAGAUUACAACUGCUCUCAUAUAUGUAUACUUUCACAAGACUGUUUCUAAACCUCACUUUUGUUGAAUAUUUCUUCAUAAAUAUUCUCAACAAAUAUAUUGUAAUUUUUUUUUUUUUUUUUUAUAUUGUUGUACAAAAUGUUUAAUAAAGACUUUUU
Myxocyprinus asiaticus (Chinese sucker) is the source of this 4850-nucleotide messenger RNA. RefSeq names its product chondroitin polymerizing factor a (gene chpfa). NCBI's taxonomy places the organism in Eukaryota, Metazoa, Chordata, Actinopteri, Cypriniformes, Catostomidae. The record is from RefSeq and is a predicted model, not a curated record. Gene Ontology annotation, cellular component: Golgi cisterna membrane. Gene Ontology annotation, molecular function: glucuronosyl-N-acetylgalactosaminyl-proteoglycan 4-beta-N-acetylgalactosaminyltransferase activity. The transcript is spliced from 4 exons. Bases 276 to 2576 code for a protein of 766 amino acids.